GAUCAGCAAGAUGAUGAGUAAUACUAAAAACAGAAAUAGCAUCAUAAUUUACACAAUUAUUUUAAAAAUCGAAAAUUUACAUGGAAAUAAGGUUUAAAUGCACUGUUAGUCCCUAAAAUUUAGCACAUGAACGACUUUCAUCCCUAAAGUUUAAAGUGCUCACUUUUAGUCCCUUAGAUGACAUGGAAAAACUUAAAACUGAAACGUCAUCACUCCUUAGGGACUCCCUAAAAUUCAGCACGACUUUGAUUCUUGAAGUUUAAAGUGCUCACUUUUAGUCCCUUAGAUGUCGUGGAAAAACUUAAAACUAACACGUCAUCACUCCUUAGGGACUCCCUAAAAUUUAGCACUUGAGCGACUAAGGGCCGUUUGGUAUGGCAGUCUAAAAACAAUAACUUUAAAAAAGAAAAAUCGUCAAUUUUGUGUUCCAAAAAUCAGAUUAUGAUCAGCAAGAUGAUUCAAGAGUAAUACUAAAAACAGAAAUAGCAUCACAAUUUACACAAUUAUUUUAAAAAACGAAAAUUUACAUGGAAAUAAGGUUUAAAUGCACUGUUAGUCCCUAAAAUUUAGCACAUGAGCGACUUUCAUCCCUAAAGUUUAAAGUGCUUGCUUUUAGUCCCUUAGAUGACAUGGAAAAACUUAAAAUUUACAUGGAAAUAAGGUUUAAAUGCACUGUUAGUCCCUAAAAUUUAGCACAUGAACGACUUUCAUCCCUAAAGUUUAAAGUGCUCACUUUUAGUCCCUUAGAUGACAUGGAAAAACUUAAAACUGACACGUCAUCACUCCUUAGGGACUCCCUAAAAUUCAGCAUGACUUUGAUUCUUGAAGUUUAAAGUGCUCACUUUUAGUCCAUUAGAUGACAUGUAAAAACUUAAAACUGACAUGUCAUCACUCCUUAGGGACUCCCUAAAAUUUAGCACUUGAGCGACUGAGGGCCGUUUGGUAUGGUAGUUUAAAAACAAUAACUUUAAAAAAGAAAAAUCAUCAAUUUUGUGUUCCAAAAAUCAGAUUAUGAUCAGCAAGAUGAUUCAAGAGUAAUACUAAAAACAGAAAUAGCAUCACAAUUUACACAAUUAUUUUAAAAAACAAAAAUUUACAUGGCAAAAAGGUUUAAAUGCACUGUUAGUCCCUAAGAUUUAGCACAUGAGCGACUUUCAUCCCUAAAGUUUAAAGUGCUCGCUUUUGGUCCCUUAGAUGACAUGGAAAAACUUAAAACUAACACGUCAUCACUCCUUAGGGACUCCCUAAAAUUCAGCACAUGACUUUGAUUCUUAAAGUUUAAAGUGCUCACUUUUAGUCCCUUAGGUCAUCACUCCUUAGGGACUCCCUAAAAUUCAGCAUACGACUUUGAUUCUUGAAGUUUAAAGUGCUCACUUUUAGUCCCUUAAAUGAUGUGGAAAAACUUAAAACUGACACAUCAUCACUCCUUAGGGACUCCCUAAAAUUUAGCACUUGAGCGACUAAGGGCCGUUUGGUAUGGUAGUUUAAGUAACACUUUUCAGCUUUUAAACAAUAUUACACAUAUUUCCAAAAAAUACAAACAACGUUACCAAACAGCCCCUUUGAUUCUUGAAGUUUAAAGUGCUCACUUUUAGUCCCUUAGAUGACAUAGAAAAACUUAAAACUGACACGUCAUCACUCCUUAGGGACUCCCUAAAAUUUAGCACUUGAGCAACUUUGAUUCUUGAAAUUUAAAGUGCUCACUUUUAGUCCCUUAGAUGAUGUGGCAAAACUUAAAACUGACACGUCAUCACUCCUUAGGGACUCCCUAAAAUUUAGCACAUGAGCAACUUUGAUUCUUGAAAUUUAAAGUGAUCACUUUUAGUCCCUAAUAUGACGUGGCAAAACUUAAAACUGACACGACAUCACUCCUUAAGAACUCCCUAAAAUUUAGGACAUGAGCGACUUUAAUCCCUAAAGUUGAAAUUUGCUCGCUUUUAGUCCCUUAUAUGACAUGGCAAAACUUAAAACUAACAAUCACUCCUUAGGGACUCCCUGAAAUUUAGGACAUGAGCGUCUUUAAUCCCUAAAGUUUAAAUUUGCUCGCUUUUAAUCCCUUAUUUGACAUGGCAAAACUUAAAAUUGACACGUCAUCACCCCUUAGGGACUCCCAAAAAUUUAGUAUGAGCAACUUUAAUCCCUAAAGUUUAAAUUUGCUCGCUUUUAGUCCCUUAGAUGACGUGGCAAAACUUAAAACUGACACGUCAUCACUCCUUAGGGACUCCCUAAAAUUUAGGACAUAAGCGUCUUUAAUCCUUAAAGUUUAAAUUUGCUCGCUUUUAGAACCUUAUAUGACAUGGCAAAACUUAAAACUAAUACAUCGUCACUCCUUAAGGACUCCCUAAAAUGUUAAGGAGCUAGCUGCAUCAGGUUGUAUAGCUGAGUGUAGUGUAUAGGUACAUUGGAUUAGAUCAUGACAUGUGCUGAGAUUGUAUUUAGACACGUGAUCUUGAUUGGAUUAAGCAUGUGCUGAUUGUAUGAAGCAUGUGCUGAUAUAUUGGCAGUUAGCUGGGUAGUUAGGCAGUUAGUUAGUUACUUGGCAGUUAGAGAUUGGCAUGAGGGUAUAUGAGAGGAUUGUACGGUGAGGCAGAGGGGUAUGUGAAUGUAAUGCAAUUUUGUUCUUAACCAUUUCCAAUCUUUUCCCUUUUCUUGUGGAGGCCUGGUUGUCCUUGAAAUCAACCAGAAAAAUAUCUUCAAUUGUCCAAAGUCAAUUGACAAAUUGAAGAGACUUAAUAAUUGGCAUCAGAGCAGUAACUGAUCCAUGGCAGAAACAAGAGCUACGACAAAUAGUGAGAAAAUUGCAACUUUAGCUGCCAAGUUCGAAGGGCAUGAUGUUACCUUGUUGGAGAUGAAGCAACAAUUGGUUGUAAUUGCUCAAUUUAUGCAAAAGGUGGAUCAAAGAUUGAGUAAUACAAAGGUACGGGUUCAAGAAGAAAAUCAGAGAGGGAUUCAGAAUGUGGAAAACUCCAUUGUUGUAUCAGGUGCCAAGCCUUUGAGAUUGGAGUUCCCUCAUUUCUCAGGGGUAGAUUCAGCUUCAUGGAUUUACAAGUCUAAUCAAUUCUAUGCUUACUACAACACCCCUGAACAUCAAAAGGCUCUAAUGGCAUUGUAUCACAUGGACGAGGAAGCCUUAAUUUGGUUUCAAGAUGCUGAGAAUUCUGGUUUGUUCAGUGAUUGGAAGGCAUUUGUUAACGCAGUGCAUGUAAGGUUUGGUGCUACUUCUUAUGAUGAUCCAAUGGAGUCACUCACAAGAUUGAAGCAGACCUGUUCUGUUAUUGCUUAUAAAGGGCAAUUUGAGGCUAUUUCUAAUAGGGUUCGAAGCUUGUCUGAGCCUCAAAAACUGAGUUGUUUUCUCAGUGGGCUUAAGGAUGAAGUGAGACUUCCUGUAAGGAUGUUAGGUUCCAAGAACCUUAAUGAAGCUUUUGGCCUUGCUAAGAUGCAAGAGGAGUAUCUCUGGAGUUGUAGAAGGUCUAGCAAGAUUCCUCAUGAUGGUUCAAGACCAUCCAUUCUUGGAAUUCCUAAGCCUAAGAACAGCAUCUCUACAUCAGAAUCAAGAACCAAGGUGCCUCUGCAAAGACUGACAGCUGCUCAUAUGGAAGAAAGGAGGAAGAAGGGUCUAUGUUAUCAUUGUAAUGAGAAGUGGCAGAGUGGACAUCAGUGUAAGGGAGCAAGGAUUUUUCUCUUAGGAGUUUCUUUUUCUCAAGAAUUGCCUUCCUCUGGUCCACAACUUGUGCAGUUGGAGGCAGAUGGGUCUGUGGUCUUGUCAGAAGGUCAGGAUGUGCUGCAAGAUCCACCUGAGAUUACACUAUAUGCAUUAGUGGGCAGUCCUUCUCCAGGCACAAUGAGAAUUGAAGGGAAAAUUCAAGGGCACUGCUUGGUGAUUCUUAUUGACACUAGCAGUACCCACAAUUUUCUAGAUGCUGGGUUGUGUUCAAGCUUGAAGUUGGCCAUUGAUCCAGAUCUAGCUUUUGAUGUGAAGAUAGCCAAUGGGGCUACAGUGAAGUCACUUGGUGCUUGUCAAGAUUUGCAAGUUCAAGUGCAAGGUCAUCACUUUUGUAUGGAUCUUAAUGUGCUUCCUUUAGGAGGGUGUGAUUUAGUUUUGGGUACUCAGUGGCUCAAAACAUUGGGGUUAAUACAGUGGGACUUCAAUCUGCUUACUAUGGCAUUUCAGUGGCUUGGCAAGACAGUGGUUCAAAAGGGAUUGAGGCCAUCUCAUUCCUCCCUUCAAGAUGCAAGCCAUUUCUUCAAGAAACCUGCUAGGAAGGGCCUUUUGUUGUAGAUCACAACCCAACUUUUCACUGCUGAACCUACCUUGCCUGUACUUGAACUAGAGUCUUUAUUGGAAGAAUUUGCAGUUGUGU
Quercus lobata is the source of this 4361-nucleotide messenger RNA. RefSeq lists its product as uncharacterized. The record is from RefSeq and is a predicted model, not a curated record. The transcript has a single exon. The coding region runs from base 2762 to 4279 and encodes 505 amino acids. Lineage: Eukaryota; Viridiplantae; Streptophyta; Magnoliopsida; Fagales; Fagaceae.